This is a messenger RNA of Mercenaria mercenaria, 2585 nucleotides long. RefSeq names its product high-affinity choline transporter 1-like. Gene Ontology annotation, molecular function: choline:sodium symporter activity. Gene Ontology annotation, biological process: choline transport; acetylcholine biosynthetic process; transmembrane transport. The record is from RefSeq and is a predicted model, not a curated record. Bases 251 to 1921 code for a protein of 556 amino acids. The transcript has 8 exons. Gene Ontology annotation, cellular component: plasma membrane. Lineage: Eukaryota; Metazoa; Mollusca; Bivalvia; Venerida; Veneridae.
UGCCAUGGCUAAUAAUUUUUUAAUGAAAUCACCGUUUUGUAAUUUGACAUAUUCAAAAAAUAACCAUGUAAAUUAAUAUAAAUUGUUAGAAGAGUACACAGCUGAAAUAUAUGAUAGGUGGCUUUUGUUGUGCAAGUGGAACUAUACUAACAAGGGAGAUAAGCCCAAGAAAUAUGCUUCAUGCAAUUUCAAACAAUUUAUCAAUUUUCAGGGAGUUGUGUUUUGACAGAAGAUCCGUCACGUGAACACCAUGUCAGUUAAUGUACCUGGCCUGAUUGCCAUCAUUGUGUUUUAUUUGCUCAUCUUAUUGGUUGGAUUAUGGGCGGCAAGAAGGUCAAGACAAACGACCACCAAUAUAGACUCUCAACAUGUGAUGUUGGCAGGGCGUGAUAUAGGUGCAAUUGUGGGAGUUUUUACGAUGACAGCGACAUGGGUGGGAGGAGGUUUUAUCAAUGGAACAUCAGAGUACAUCGUGAGAGACGGUUUUGUAUGGUGCCAGGCUCCCUUUGGAUACGCACUAGCCUUGAUAUUAGGAGGAUACUUCUUUGCCAGUAAGAUGAGAGCUCAGGGUUAUAUGACAAUGUUGGAUCCUUUCUCUCACAAAUAUGGACAACGAAUGGGUGGCCUCUUAUUUCUUCCUGCAUUACUUGGAGAAAUGUUUUGGUCAGCCGCAAUCUUAUCUGCUCUAGGUGCUUCUUUAACCGUUAUACUGGACUUAAACUCAACUAUUUCUAUCAUUAUAUCAGCAUGUAUUGCUGUGUCCUACACUUUGUUUGGAGGACUGUACUCUGUAGCAUAUACAGAUGUUGUACAACUCAUCUGUAUAUUUGUUGGCCUGUGGAUCUGCAUACCGUUUGCCUUCACGCAUGAUGCUGUUGGUGACAUCACUGUUGAUAGCACAGCUAAAUGGGUAAAAACCUUGGACCCCGCUUCUAUAGGGUUGUAUUUAGACAGCUAUAUGCUACUAAUGUUUGGAGGAAUCCCGUGGCAAGUAUAUUUCCAGCGUGUGUUGUCAGCAAGUACGGUACGAAAUGCCCAGAUCCUCUCAUACAUAGCUGCAUUUGGAUGUAUUAUUAUGUCAAUACCUUCCAUUCUCAUUGGAGCCAUUUUUACUGUAACAGACUGGAACCAAACUGAGUAUACAAAAGAAAUUACUGACGAGGAUUUAAACCUUGUACUGCCACUAGUUCUGCAAUACUUGACUCCGCAAGCAGUAGCGUGUGUUGGGCUUGGUGCUGUUUCUGCUGCAGUAAUGUCGUCUGCUGACUCUUCUAUACUGUCUGCUAGCGCCAUGUUUGCUAGAAAUGUAUAUAAACUGGUUUUCAGACAAAAGGCAUCGGAAAGAGAAAUCAUUUGGGUUAUGAGGAUAACUAUAUUUUGUGUUGGUAUGCUAGCAACUGUGAUGGGCAUCACCGUAGAUUCCAUCUACACACUGUGGUUCCUGUGUUCAGAUCUUGUAUACGUUGUGUUGUUCCCACAGCUCUUGUGUGUUAUAUAUCUACGUUGGACUAACACAUAUGGUUCACUAGUUGGAUAUAUUCUUGGUCUAUUCUUUCGGCUAGCUGGAGGUGAAAAAGCACUAAAUAUUCCCGUACUGAUAAAAUAUCCUUAUUAUACUGAUGCAGAUGGCCAGUUGUUCCCCUUCAAAACACUUUGUAUGCUAAUAUCACUGACAUCUGUAGUUAGUUUCUCCUUUGUGGCAAAAUAUUUGUUUGAACAUGGUAUAUUGCCCAGAAAUUUAGACGUAUUCAAAUGCGUUGUAAAUACAGGAGAUGACGAUAUGCGAAGAAAAGAGAUUAAAGAACAGAUGGAAAUGUCGUCGGUUGCACAGGAAGACGAGAAGAUAGGAAGAGUAAAUCCGGAUUUUUCACAUUCAGAAGACGACAUAACAGCAACGAAAGGAAAGGAACAUGCUAACUAAUGGGAGAACACCAAUAUAAAAGACCCAUUGCAGUGAAGUGAACUGAUUCUACUAUAUACUAUUAAUCCAUAUAUCAUAUAAUCAUCGUAAAUGUUAGACUUCUAAAGUUGACUUUUUAAGAUUUUGUUCAAGAAAAAUAUAUAUUCAGAUUUAUAGGUUUCAAGAUACUAUUGCUUUUACUACGCGAUAGUUUUGUUCUUUUUUGUUAUUUUCUUUUAGUGAAUGAAAUCCUAAUUGUUAGUCCUAAACCUGUCGAAAAGUAGUGCCUGUCAUCAAAGGGAUUUCGAAGGUGUGAAAUCAUAAGAUGUCCUAAAAAAAUUGUCAAAAUGAUAAUUUCUUUAAGUAAGCAAAGUGGCCAAAGAGACGGAAGGGCUGUCACACAUAAACUAUAGUAAGUCAUCCCAUUCGGUACAUGGUUCGACAUGAAGCAUUAUUUUUUCUCUAGGAAAAUGUAAAUGUGUUUUAGGAACUUUUUAUGAUGCUGUGGAUGUGUGUGUGGUGGUCAAGGUAGUGCCAUUUUUCAACAACAGUAUUUCAGUGUAAUUACAGGCAUUUUCCUGGAUUUUGUAUUAUAAGUAACUUAUAACCUUUCCACAUAAUCGGAUGUACAGGACAAGUGAGCCGUGCCAUGAGAAAACCAACAUAGUGGGUUUGCGACCAGCAU